Chara braunii is the source of this 897-nucleotide messenger RNA. Lineage: Eukaryota; Viridiplantae; Streptophyta; Charophyceae; Charales; Characeae. The record is from the annotation of a GenBank genome assembly.
GUCGACAGCGUGGAUCACGGCUAUGGCGCCCAGGUCGACAUCAUGGAGCACGGCUAUGGCGCCCAGGUGGUUGUGGUUCUGGUUGUUGUUGUGGUUGUUCCUGUUGUUAUUGUUGUGCAGGUCGAGAGCUUGGAUCACAGCUAUGGUGCCCAGGUCGACAGCGUGGAGCACGACUAUGGCGCCCAGGUGGUUGUGGUUCUCGUUGUUGUUGUGGUUGUUGCUGUUGUCGUUGUUGUUGUGCAGGUCGACAGCGUGGAUCAUUGCUAUGGCGCCCAGGUCGACAGCGUGGUGCACGGUUAUGGCGCCAUGGUCGUUGUGGUUGUGGUUGUUGUUGAGGUUGUUGUUGUUGUUGUGCAAGUCGAUAGCGUGGAUCACGACUAUGGCACCCAGGUCGACAGCGUGGAUCACGGCUAUGGUGCCCAGGUCGACAGCGUGGAGCACUGCUAUGGCGCCCAGGUGGUUGUGGUUCUGGUUGUUGUUGUGGUUGUUGUGGUUGUUGCUGUUGUUGUUGUUGUUGUGCAGGUCGACAACGUGGAUCACGGCUAUGGCGCCCAAGUAAGUAACGCAGUCGACAGCGUGGAGCACGGCUAUGGCGCCCAGGUGGUUGUGGUUCUGGUUGUUGUUGUGGUUGUUGCUGUUGUCAUUGUUGUUGUGCAGGUCGACAGCGUGGAUCAAGGCUAUGGCGCCCAGGUCGACAGCGUAGAGCACGGCUAUGGCGCCCAGGUGGUUGUGGUUCUGGUUGUUGUUGUGGUUGUUGCUGUUGUUGUUGUUGUUGUGCAGGUCGAGCGCGUGGAUCACGGCUAAGGCGCCCAGGUCGACAGCGUGGAGCACGGCYAUGGCGCCUAGGUGGUUGUGGUUCUGGUUGUUGUUGUGGUUGUUGCUGUUGUUGUUGUUGUU